GCCCACCAUAACCUCUCAGGGCUGAGUGAAGGUAGCAGUGUCUAUAUUCAGUUUAAGUAAUCUGUGUGGCUUCUGAUUUGCUGUACUCAGUGUGUAGUGAUACAAAUAAUCACAAACUGUGUACUGGAGCAGAACCCUUUACUAUGGCAGACAAAGGAGAAAGCAGUGACAGAUCUUCAAAAGCCCGCAGUGUUCUAACGUGGGAGCAAGUCAGUCGCUUAAACAGCUUCCUCACAGAGGUGGUGCCUAUUCAUGGACGUGGCAACUUCCCCACACUGGAAAUCACCCUGAAGGACAUAGUGCAGAUGGCACGUAGCCGUCUGGAAGCGGCAGGAAUCAAAGUACGUGAUGUCAGGCUCAAUGGCUCUGCAGCUAGUCAUGUACUGGUGAAAGACAAUGGCCUGGGCUAUAAGGACUUGGACCUCAUCUUUGGUAUCACUUUAUCAUCUGAGGCGGAGUUCCAGCUUGUUAAAGAUGUAGUCAUUGGUUUGCUUUUAAACUUCUUGCCUGAAGGUGUAAACAAAGAGAAAAUCAGCCCACUGACUCUCAAAGAAGCUUAUGUCCAGAAACUAGUAAAGGUCUUCACAGACACUGACCGGUGGAGCUUGAUAUCGCUGUCCAACAAAGAUGGGAGAAACAUUGAGCUGAAGUUUGUCAACUCUAUCCGCCGCCAGUUUGAGUUUAGUGUGGACUCCUUCCAAAUUGUGCUAGACUCCCUGCUGUUUUACCAUGACUGCUCAGAGAAUCCCAUGUCAGAACACUUUCACCCAACUGUUAUUGGAGAGAGUAUGUAUGGGGAUUUUGAGGAUUCUCUGAACCAUCUCCGUCACAAGCUUAUUGCUACAAAAAAUCCAGAGGAGAUCAGAGGAGGGGGUCUCAUGAAAUACAGUAACUUGCUUGUCCGGGACUUUAAGCCAGCAGACAAGGAGCAGAUAAAAUCCCUGGAACGUUACAUGUGCUCCCGCUUCUUUAUAGACUUCUCUGACAUCUUUGAACAGCAGCGAAAGUUGGAGUCUUAUCUCCAAAAUCAUUUUAUGGGUGAAGAAAAAAGCAAAUAUGACUAUCUGAUGAUCCUGAGGAGGGUUGUUAACGAGAGCACAGUCUGUCUUAUGGGUCACGAACGUAGGCAGACUCUCAAUCUCAUCUCUCUGCUGGCCUUACGUGUGUUAGCAGAGCAGAACAUUAUUCCCAACGCAACAAAUGUCACCUGUUAUUACCAGCCAGCACCUUACGUCAGUGAUGCCAACUUCAGUAAUUACUACAUUGCCAACACCGCAGUUUCCUACAGCCAGUCUUAUCCUACAUGGUUACCCUGUAGUUAAAUAGCACUUGUAUGGACCAUGUGGAAGCUUGUUUGACUUUUUUCGAAUUAAGCACUUGGCUUCCCAGUAAAUCUCUGGCACCUGAUAGUUCAGCUUUGUGGUGACUUAUUUUUUUUUUUUUUAUAUAUAUAUUUUUCCACCACUCUAAAGCGGACCUAUAAGUCCCCCAUACUCUGGUCCUUUAUCUCUACGAACCUUGUGGCCCUUCUGGACAUCCCAGUAUGUUAAUGUUGGGUCAGUUACUCACAAAGUGCUGUAGCAGUUACGCUCAGGUUCUAUGUUUUAAUGUCCUUGUUGUGAUACCUUUGCUGUUUAACAAAUAGCCGCGGUGAGCGGUAUCUGUAUUCUGAUGUCUGCAGGGCAGAAUCAGGCUCCAGCUGCAGAGGAGUUAAAUCAUCAGGUGACUCUUAAGAGUCUGGUAUUAACACUUGGUGGUACAUACAUUAUGUGACUUGAUCCUAAUAUUGGUGGGGUAUAGGUCAAAUGUAAAGGCUGGAAACUUUUCACUCCUUAAUGGGGUUUGGAAGCUUUGCAACAUGGUCCAUUUGAGGCCUUUGGGUUAAAUUAAUUUAAAAAACAAAAAAAUUAAAAAAAAAAAACUUAAAAAAAAAAUAUAUAUAUUGAAAAUAAAAAUGUGAAUUUUUUUGCGUUAUUUAUUGUAAGGAUAACUUAACAAAAUACACCCAGAAACAGUAUAAAAACAAAAAGCAAAAAAUAUGUUACAAAAGUGUUAAUUUUGUGUGACUUGUGGUGAGGGGAUAAUGUUAGUGCUGGAAUCUUAUAAGCAGAGUUUUCUUUUGUAAGUAACGGGUAAAUAUUUAUGUUCUAGUUAUGAAUGUGCUGGUAUUAGCGGGGUUAGCAUUGUGUGCUUAGUUAUAGGGAGGGGAUUAUAUAAGUUUGUUCUGUAACUGCUGUAUGACCUCUGUAUUAUGAGGGGCACAUCUGUGAAGCGUCCCUUUUCCUGUUGAAAGCAUGUGGGUUACACUGAAGAUCUGACUGGCCGGUUCAUCUGGUAAAGUGAUUUACUUGUAAAAAUGUCUGUAUUGCAAGUAUCUUGCUUUGAUAGAAUAAAGUGUUGCUAUGCUGGGGCAUUGAGUUGGUUAAUGAGUCAAUGUGCAGAUUUACUAUUGCCAGUGAGUAUGUACUACACAAAAUACAGAGUUUGUGCUCCAGUUGUAGAUCACACAAACCUCCACUCCUAGGACCUGUCUGAUUUUAACCCUUGGCUGCAAGGGUCAAUGGUGCUGGGGGGGUUAUCAUGAAUGAAAAUAAAUCAUAUUUGCCCUGCAAGCCUAACAACCUCAGGUCUAGACCAUAACAUAAGGCUUCUAUGUAGCGUGGGCUAUGGCUGGUAUCAGCCUAGGUUUAUUAUACACCAAGCUGUAAAUAUAGAGUUCUCAAUAACUGCACAGAAUUCCAAAUUGUGAUCAGUAUUACGCCUAGCUCAAGUGCCUUAACAGACCUUGCAGGGUCUUUUGUCUUUCUCUGAAGACCUAUAACUCUGUAGUGCAGCUUUCUGGCCUCUUAAAACACAAGGUGUUUUCAGUAAUACACCGCACAAUUCCUAAACUGUUAUACUGUAAUAUGCGCAUGGGUUGAUGCUCGAACUUAAGCAGUUGCUAUCAAAUCCUUAGUGCUGUAGAGCAAGGCCAAAACGUCUUAACAUGUGACCUAGAGCCGUAUCAGUGGUGAAUCCAAAGAAAGUAUGAGACGUCUCAUCCGUCUGACUUAACCUUUUUAUAGUGCAGGCCUGCGGUAUUCUGGCUACACAAGUUACUAUCUUGUACAGUGCAAGUACUCUAGUGUUUAGCAUCAGUCAGGUUACUAUCCUAUACUCUGGGGUUAAUCAGACUGAUGCUAGCUACUAAUGACCUGAGUCUCCACAAACCUAUUUAAAGGGGCAUUAAAUGGACUUUGUUAUGCAUAUGAGACUUUUAAAACUUUUUUUUUUUAAACUACAUGCUCAAUUUGUUAUUGACAGAUCACUGGAUGAGUAGGGAAAACCUUCCAUCUUUAUCAAUGGACAUCCAGUGUAAUGAAAGCAUUAAGAGGGUUAACUUUUGUUUCUAAUAUGGGGGGGGGGAUGUCCAUAUUACACUGGUGCAGCAAGGAGUUGACACACUAGGGGCAAAUGGCAUGGGAGCUUGCAGUAUGUAGGGGGGCAGUUAAGGGCAGCUGUGAUACAAGGGAAAAGCAAACGUCUGUUAGAGCAGCACAGACAUGUUUUGCCUCUGGCUUGUACAGGGUUCAAAUUUAACAUCACCUUUAUCUUAACAAGAGCCUGGCACAGCAUGUGCCCUCCAGCUCUAGAAGACCUUUACAAACAUUAACCGUCUGCAUUAUGUAUAAAGCGUUUUAGGGGACUCGCUGAAUUUUUUUUAAGUUCAUUAAAAGGUUUUUGCUUAACCUGCCUAUGGGCACUGCUUAAAUAUAAAAAGGGCAUUUAUGUUAAGUUUCUUGUCAGACUUGUAGCUGUGGGAGUUGUGUUAGCAAUUUUAUGUUAUACCUGUAUAUUGACAUGCUGAUCAUUUAAUAUGAAUGGUGGGAAAGUAUAGAAUGCCCCUUUAAACAAAUGGCUCACCCAGGGUACAGAGAACCUAUGAGCAACAGGUAUCGCUUGCUGAGGGUGAGAUACAGAACAUCAGGGGUUAAACCUCAACACCAUUCAGGUAAAUACAAUUUAACACUCUCUAUAAAAUCGUAUUUUUAUCCCCGUACACUUAAUGGUAACGCAGCAGCCAGUAUCACUGAGUUCUUACCCUCUGUUAACUUCAUAGCACUCACGGAUUGCUAGAACACUGACCUGUCACAUCUCCUCCCCCCCCCCCCUUUUUUUUUUUUUUUCCUUUAGAAAACAAUUCCAGACAGGGUGUAUUUUGCCUUUAGUGUUUGAUAGUUUGCUGUUCUUGGAUUUCCCCCCCCCUUCACACAACAGGAUGUCUCCCUGGCAGUCAUUUGAGUAUUUAGGGCUUUGUGUUGCCCUAGCAUCAGUGAUAACUUCCAUUUGUAGUAUAACAGUUCUGCUAAGUAUAUUGAUGCUUAUGAAAAUGUAAUGGUUUGGGUUUUUUCAACUAUAUAAAGUCUUUAAAACUCAUAGUUGUAGUGCAGUCUUCCCUUCACCACAACACUAUGGAGCUGCCCUAGAUGAAUAGAGAUUACUAUUAACCUAAUCAGCCCUUAAAUUAAGUCUCUUGUGACGUAAUCCAGAGCUUAGUGCUGCAAGCAACAGGUGGGUUCUUCAUUUAUGCAUUUUGUACACAAGUGAUAAGCCUGUUAGUGCAGUGAUCUUUUAAAGAUCAGUCUUCUCAGGGAGUAUAGAAAGAUAGAGAAUCUUCUCUCUGACUUCUAAAUCAGACCUUACUAUGCCAGUUAGUAGGCAAAGGGUCCUACUAGAUAUCUUUUACCAGCUGUUUACAUCUGGAACAGCCAGUGUUCAUCUUUCAGAGCUUCCCCCCCCCCCCCAAACUACUAUAACUGCAUAGUAUACUCCAGUUACUUGAUUUUAUCUGGGGAUUGGCUUUCUGAACAAGGAAUGUGGGAGGGGGGGGUCUCUACAGCCUACCUGUCUGCACAACUAUUCUAGGUUGCUUUUUUUUUUUUUUUUUAUUUAAUGUUUACGGAAAAAUAUAGUACAGGUCAAUCCCUGACUGUCCUGAGGUUCCUCUGAGCCUGCCCUGUUGCUGGCACAAUGUCUGCAUGACCUGGUCAGCGUCCCCUUGCACAGACACUUCCCAGGUCAGUGCGUGGUGUGCUUUGUUUAGCUGCACUUACUGGUGCCAAGUUGGAUCCACUUCCCCCCCCCUCUGCUCAUUCAGCUGUGGCCAAUAUUCUAACCAUGCUGAUACAAUCACUGUAUUGUGAUAUGCCCAUUAUGGCCGCAUUAACAAAUGGAUAAGCAUGUUGCAUCUAGCAGUUACUAUUGCAGUGGGAACUCUUGAGGCUGUAAGGUAUUAAAAUAAACUAUAAAACAGGGGUGUUGCUGUAAGCAUAUGUAGAAUAAAGUUGAGACAUUGUUCCUGGUAAUUGCCAAUCCCAUAGUUGGAAUCGGAGUGCAUCCAUACCUUCCUAGUCAUUAAAUGUAUUGCUAUGUGGAUGCCCUCUGCCAUUGGAUAUGUAGGAAAGGAAAUCCUUGGACUGGUAUAAAAGCUUAUGUCAGCCCAUGUGGUCAAUAUCCUAACUAUUUAGUACAUCUUCAGUCCUAGACUAUGGCAUAAAGGGACACUGAACCCAAAAUGUUUCUUCCGUGAUUCAGAGAGCAUGCAACUUUCUAAUUUACUCCUAUUAAUAUUUUUCUUUCUCUUGCUAUCUUUAUUUGAAAAAGGCAUCUAAGCUUUCGUUCAGAACUCUGGACAGCACUUUUUUUUUUUUAUUGUUGGAUGAAUUUAUCAACCGAUCGGCAAGGACAACCCAGGUUGGUCACCAAAAUGGGCUGGCAUCUAAACUUUCUUUCUUGCAUUUCAAAUAAAGAUGCUAAGAGAAUGAAGAAAAUGUGAUAAUAGGAAUAAAUUAGAAAGUUGCUUAGAAUUUCAUGCUCUAUCUGAAUCGUGAAAUUUUUUGGGUUCAGUGUCACUAACGCUAGAAUUGUGUUAAGGUAUAAUGUUCACUCUUUGGUUGCCAGAGGGAUGGGACCAAACACUUUCUCUCAGCAAAAGUCUUGAGUAAAAGGUCUCAGUAUCAUACUGCUUGUAUAAGAGCAAUAGGCGAGGCUUCUUGAGGAGUAUUUGCAAUAAUGCUACAUGCACCAUGUUUAGGAGUUCUGAUUUACACCACUAAAUGUUUGUUCAUAAACCAUGUUUAAACUAUGCAAAAUCUUUAUUGCAUGAAAACUAAAGCAACGUUAAGUUUAGGAUUUAACCCUAAAACGUCUGUCUAGUGCUGUCACAUGGCUGCUCCUUGAAGUUUUGUGUGACUAUUGUAAUGAGUUCAGGGACAGGCUGUGACACUAUUGGUGGUUACCAUGGGCAUGCACCAUUCCAUGGCUAAACCCCAUCUGAGUUGCUGCUGCACUCGUCGGGGGUGAAAUGUUUGAUAUGAUGAAGCCUUUAUCAGUUGAAAUAAAUUUUGUUCUGUUAAAUUCUUUUUCUUUAAAUGCAAAUAUUGUUGCAAACUUUCAUGUGAAAAGUAAAUAUUUUGUGUUAUUGACAGGGGAAAAAUAAAGAUUUAUUUUAAAAUUC
Bombina bombina (fire-bellied toad) is the source of this 6496-nucleotide messenger RNA. It is a transcript of the gene TENT5C, whose product is annotated as terminal nucleotidyltransferase 5C. Gene Ontology annotation, biological process: mRNA stabilization. The coding region runs from base 144 to 1322 and encodes 392 amino acids. Gene Ontology annotation, molecular function: poly(A) RNA polymerase activity; RNA binding. Lineage: Eukaryota; Metazoa; Chordata; Amphibia; Anura; Bombinatoridae. The transcript is spliced from 2 exons. The record is from RefSeq and is a predicted model, not a curated record.